Molecule: messenger RNA, 492 nt
Organism: Aspergillus calidoustus
Lineage: Eukaryota; Fungi; Ascomycota; Eurotiomycetes; Eurotiales; Aspergillaceae
Source: the annotation of a GenBank genome assembly
AUGGCCUCUCAAAACGUCCGCGUCGGUGUUGCAGUCUUUGCUCUCAACAGCAAGAAUGAAUUCGUCCUGGGUCAGCGAAUGGGUAGCCAUGGUGCUGGAACAUGGGCACUCCCCGGCGGGCACCUGGAAUUCAACGAAUCCUUCGAAGAGUGCGCGCUCCGCGAAGUAAAAGAAGAAACCGGCCUCGACAUCUCCGACAUCCAGUUCCUCACGGCGACCAACGACAUCAUGCCCGAUGACGGGAAGCACUAUGUUACUGUUUUUGUGGGGGCGAGGGUUGCCGAGGGGGCGGAGCCGGAGAUUCUGGAACCGAAUAAAUGUGCCGAGUGGCGGUGGGUUGCCUGGGGGGAGCUUGAGGGGGAUCGGGCGAAGUUUGUCGAGGCGCAAAAGGCUGGGACGGAGACGGAGGGGAAGAGGCUGUUUAUUCCGAUUCUCAGCCUCUUUGAGCAGAGGGCGGGGUUUGAGCCUAAGCUCAAGGGAGAGGGGAACUGA